UUUCCAAACGUAAUCUCUACCCGGUCAUAUUUAAACACAAACGUAGAAAAAAUUAAUAAUAGACUAUCCGAAUUAAACAUGUAUAUUGGUAAAAAUUCUAGGUCAAAAAGAGAACUAUUUGAUGGUAUAGGUUCAGUGCUGAAAUACCUUAUAGGUACUUUAGACGCAAAAGACGAAUGUAUCGAUCUAUUAGAAAGACAUGAAUUAGAUCUUAAAUCAUUAGUAAUCGAUGAACAAAUUAUUAACGAAAACAUCAAUAGAUUAAAUAAAUACCUAAAUGAAUCAAGCAAAAUUAUGUUCGACAACAAAGCGAGUAAAGACAUUUCCACUAUUUCUAUCCAAGUUCUCGAAAUAAUAACAAGUCUAGAAUACGAAAUCAAUGAAAUUCUUUCUAGCAUUCUAUUUGCGAAAGCCAACAUUAUACACCCUUCUAUUAUAUCCCUUAAUAAACUAUAUCAAGAACUUCUUUUAUCCAACCACGCUAGAUCAAAUAAACGAUUAGUUCUCCCUGUUACUAUCCAUAAUAUUAAUAGUAUAUUAGACUCAGCCCAACUAUCCGCCUAUGUGUACUCAGAUAGAUUAGUUUACAUUCUAGAUUUCCCACUUAUAAAAUCCGAACCCUUAAAACUUUACCAUAUAUAUUCAACUCCUAUCCAACAUCCUAAUUCCUCCCUUUACACGACCAUCCUACCCGAGCAUAAGUUUUUAGCUACAAACCCUAGCGGCGAAUUAUACAUUUCUACAAGCUCACUGGACCACUGCAAAACUUUGGUCGAAAAGAAAAGCGUUUGUAACGACCUUGUCACCUAUGAUGCAGACACACGUCCAAUAUGCGAACUGCAAGUCGUCUCUGGCGCCUCCAAGAAAAUACCAAGCACCUGCACAAGCUCUACAUUUGCUGCACAAAUUAAUACCUUUCAAUCACUAGACGACAACAGAUGGCUCUACAUCCUGACUAACCUAACACCUUGUGUUCUUAAAUGUGACGACGAAAUAUCCCAUUACCAAAUACAAGGAUCCGGAAUAAUUAAUUUAAAAGAAAAUUGCAAACUCCACACAGGUUACAGUACUUUAACAGCACAUAGAUCCAAGAAAGAAAAUACAACUUCCCCAAUUGUCAUCCCUCAACUAGAUAUCCAGGACUGCAUCGAAGAAAAUAAGAACGUUGAAAUCCCUUAUUUAUUUCCUAUUUCCAUUAAUGAAGUUCCUAUAGACUCUUUGAACAAUAUCAGGAAUCAAUUAAAUAAUCAAGAUGAAGAAAUUCAAAAGUUGAAAAGAAAACCGUUUAUCGAAAGAAAACCGUUUAUCGAAAGAAAACAAAAUGGAUUUUCCUGGUUCACCAUCAUAACCGGAAGUCUUGUACUUUUAAUAAUUUUAUACGUACUCUUAAAGAAGUACAUGAAACUUCAUCGUCAACAUCAUCAUGGUAAAAAACACUGUAUUCAAAUUUUCAACAAUUGCCUCGGUUCGUCGCGACAACGAACUACACGAGUCCAUGCCAUCCCAAUAAGAACAAUAAGAACUCCAACUCCAGCUCCAUCAUGCAUCUCCGAAGACGAGGACGACUCUUUGAACACCACCCAAAGAUCGGACGCCAACGUCCAAUCUUUAUUCUAA
This is a messenger RNA of Papilio xuthus (Asian swallowtail), 1617 nucleotides long. The record is from RefSeq and is a predicted model, not a curated record. Lineage: Eukaryota; Metazoa; Arthropoda; Insecta; Lepidoptera; Papilionidae.